ACGAACGAUUAUUAUCGUUCGAUAAACCAAAAAACAAACUCAGUACCAUGUCAUCCUCCGAUGAAUGCGACCGCUCUGGCGGAGCGAAUACGCCAUCACCGAAAGUUUGUGAAUUUUCAGACGACAAUUUAAAUAUAGAUAUAGAUAUACUUAUAAGUGAAGUCCAAUCAAGAGCCCUUCUUUGGGAUAAAAGCCUGGAUCAUUAUUCUGAUAGAAAUUUAAAAAGAGCGGCUUGGGAAGAAAUAUGUGUCUUAUUUUAUCCAGAUUUUAAUAAGAUCUCUAGGCAGCAACAAAAACAAAUUGGAAACAGCAUAGAAAAGAAAUGGAGGAAUCUUAGAGAUGCGUUCACUAGAAGCUUAAAAGAGGAUAAGCCCAAAUCAGGAGAUGGCGCAAAAAAAAAAAUACAAAAAACAAUAUUUAUACCAUGAACAAAUGAGAUUCCUGAUAAACACAAUUACUCCGAGAAAAACUUCAAGUUCUAUUAAUUUAGAUAACACCGAAGUUGAUGCGCAGGAAACUGAAAUUCAACCUUCAGAAAUUGAAGCUGAACCACGUUCUACGUCACAAAAUAUCCAAUCAAAUAAAACAAAACAAAAUAAACAAAAAGAAACAAAUCUUGAAAAGAAAUUUAUGCAAUAUUUAGAUGCACAAACUCAAAAAGAAAUUUUUGAUGAAAAACCAGAUGAACAUCAACAUUUUUUUAAUUCUUUGUUACCCAUUAUACGAAAAUUUAAUGACGACGAAACACUUAUAUUCAGAACAGAAGUACUUAGAAUUGCACAAACAAUAAAACAAAAUCAAAUUUCAUCAGAAACACUCCAGCCACAACACACAGCGUCAGUACUUCCCACACAUCAUCCACAAUACUUAUACCAAGCAAGCCCUUCGUAUAGAAUGUACCCAAAUAACAAUCAAUUUGUAUCUUCACAUAGUCCAAGUAUUCAACAUCAAACUGUAUUACAACAUAUGAAUUUUCAACACAACACACCUGUACAGGGGUCACCUAACUAUCCAAUCCGCUCAACUUAUCAAAAUUAUGCAUCUAGUCAUCAACCAAUUGUGUCCAAUCAGAACGAUACAUCAAAAUAUUUUAGUGCCAUACAACCUAUGUCUACACAACAUUCGAGUGUUGUUUCCCCUUCGUCAUCAAACUACACAAACAUCGAAUCUCCUGAAGAUUCGCAGCCUAAUUCACGUUCCGAGUCACAGUCUUCCUUAAUAAACGAGUUUCUUAUAUAGCUAUUAAUUCUCAGCAUCCACGUAUCGACUUAAUUUAAG
This is a messenger RNA of Myzus persicae (green peach aphid), 1278 nucleotides long. RefSeq lists its product as uncharacterized. The coding region runs from base 48 to 428 and encodes 126 amino acids. The transcript has 2 exons. The record is from RefSeq and is a predicted model, not a curated record. Lineage: Eukaryota; Metazoa; Arthropoda; Insecta; Hemiptera; Aphididae.